CGAAAAUUGCUACUCUGAUGAUGGAGGGUAAAUUUUAGUAUCAGUGUCAGUAAUGGGUCUUCCGCUUGUACCAAACAAGGUUGACAAUCUCAUCGCUGACGAAAAUGGUGUGAAAAAUGAUAGUCUGACAUGCCUGUGAUGAUUGUGUCCCAAUUUAUCUGCCUUCAAGCUUUCUAUUAUGGGAGUGGAAUAUGUGCAUGUCCUCACGUUUCCUGAGUCUUAUCCUCUGCUACAAGCCUUGUGAUAAACAGCAUAACUUGUGAUGCUCCCCCGCGUGUUAUUGUGUGAUGAGAUUGAGUAUGUCCAAGAGGAGUUGAAGGAGAUGUUUCAUGGGAUCGCCGAAGUCGUACAUCUGGUCUCAGAAUCUCGUUCUCAUUUCCUCUCCUCGUUCGGGCCCGGUGGGCCAUAUGAAGGGACUGUCGCCUUAUACAGGCUCAGCGAAUCUUCUAAAGUCAUAGGAAAAUUUGACGAACCAUUAAUUCGUGCUCUAGCCGAUACGAGCAUGGUCCGCUGGAUUGCUCAGAGUAGUAGUGGCUACGAUGAAAUUGACGUGCAAGCCUGCAAAGAACGAGGUAAGUUCCUUAGUCAGAACCAACUGUUGCUAACACGUAUGCUUGUCCCAGGGAUAUUGGUAUCGAAUACUCCAGGAGCGAAUGAGGAUGCCACUGCCUCUACCGCUUUGUACCUUAUGCUAUCGUGCCUGCGGCACUUUUCGAUGGUAGAACGCUCCCUUCGCUCUGGUACAUGGAGGACGCCUUAUAAUGCGGCGCAAACUCAUGACGCUACUGGGCGCACGCUUGGUAUUUUGGGAUUAGGUUACAUCGGCCUGAGAUUCGCACACCUUGUGCACGCCUUUCCAAUGCGCGUCAUAUACUUCUCACGAACGAAGGCGGAAUCUGUACCGGACUGGUGCGAAUAUGUCUCAAGCAUAGAGGAGCUGUGCGAGCAGGCUGACAUACUGAGCCUGCAUGUCCCUCUCAACCAAUCCACAGCUGGUAUGGUUGGAGAGAAGGAAAUCAGGACCCUGCGACGGGGUAGCGUGCUUCUCAAUACGUCACGAGGACGAAUAGUGGACCAAGAGGCGAUGAUACGAGCACUAGAGGACGGUCAUCUUUCAUCGGUCGGGUUGGAUGUAUACCCUGAUGAACCGCGCGUAGAUCCGCGCUUGUUGACCUUUCCACGAUGUACGCUUCUGCCGCAUAUUGGGGGACAGUCAGCAGAGUCAGAUAGGAGAAGAGAACUGCAAGCAUUGGGAAACGUGAAAGCUUUUGUAUUGGGCGGCGUCGGGGAAGAUAUUGUCCCUGAGCUGAGGACAGAAAUCGGCAAAUCGACUACGUUGUAAUCACCGGCAGCAUGCUGGACAAGGCAUAGCAUAGAAGGAAGAGUUACCUUCCUUCGUUCAAUGAUAGAAUGAGACUCGUAUAAUGGAGAAGAACGAUCACUGCAAGCCUUA
Suillus bovinus is the source of this 1453-nucleotide messenger RNA. Its product is annotated as D-isomer specific 2-hydroxyacid dehydrogenase. NCBI's taxonomy places the organism in Eukaryota, Fungi, Basidiomycota, Agaricomycetes, Boletales, Suillaceae. Gene Ontology annotation, molecular function: hydroxypyruvate reductase [NAD(P)H] activity; NAD binding; glyoxylate reductase (NADPH) activity. The record is from RefSeq and is a predicted model, not a curated record. Gene Ontology annotation, cellular component: cytosol. Bases 263 to 1342 code for a protein of 359 amino acids. The transcript is spliced from 7 exons.